AUGGAUUGCGAAGCUUUCAACGGACAAGAAGCUAAUGCCGGAGAUGCUGAUCCUCAAGCUUUAUCGUCUCUUUUGGUCAAAAUUCAGCCCUAUUUGACAUCUCUUUUACAAGAUUUGGCCAGCUGGAACGCCGAUAGGCUAGCACAGCAGCCAAGACCUGAGCAAUUGGUGCCAAUCUCAAGCGAAACUGAUGAUGAAACUGCCAUGAAAGGUAAUUGGGGGGAUGCUAAGGCUUUUGUUGACAAAUACCCCGACUACGUUAAUCGUCCCAUAACGAUAGAGCAAGCGACAGUACUUCACUGUGCAGCAGCUGCAAAAAGAGCCAAUUUUGUGGAAGAAGUGUUGAAAUUGAUGACACCCAAGGACUUGGAAUUGAAAACCAAAGAUGGGCUUACGGCCCUUCACGUUGCUGCUAAAACAGGAGUCGUGAGAAUCGCUGAGGAGAUGGUUAAGAAGAACAGAGAAUUGCCAUUGAUCCAUGAUGGCAAUGAAAGCACACCCCUUCACGUUGCAGCUUUUGAAAGAGAUAGAAACAUGGUUGAUUAUCUAUUGUCUGUGACUCCUUUUUCACAGUUGACUACUACUCGUCAACGCAUUCAUCUUCUUCUUGAUAUUGUUUCCGCUGGUUUUUACGAUAUAGCUUUAAUAAUUCUGAAAAAUGAUACACACUUAGCAACUGCUGACUCUGGCGGUGCUGCUUGUGGGCGAAGAAGAGCUUUGGAAGAGUUGGCCAGAAAUCCUUUAGCAAUUGGCAGCGAAACUGCAAAAGUCGGAAAUGUUGAAUUUCUAAUUAUAAUUAUACGCUCUUAUCCGGAUCUCUUGUGGCAAUUAGUAGAUGAAGAGCAUGGGAUCAGUUUAUUUCACAAUGCUAUAAUGCAUCGGCAAAAGAGUGUGUUUAAUCUAAUAUAUGAGAUAGGUGCCAUGAAGGAAAAGAUUACAACCUAUGUUGCCAAAUGUUGUAGCAAGAAGCUGGACAUUGCCCAAGGUGAUAACAUGUUGCACAUUGCUGGAAAAUUGGCUCCGUCAGAUCGAUUAAAUACCAUAUUAACAGAAGCUCUUCAAAUUGAAAAAGAGUUUUUGUGGUUUCAGGAGACAGAAAACAUUAUGCCGCCUUCAUAUGUGAACAUGAAGAAUAUAGAGGGUGAAAUACCUAGGGAUAUAUUUAAAAAGAAACAUCAAAAUUUGCAUGAAGAAGGUGAAAAGUGGAUGAAGAAAACAGCAAACAAUUGCAUACUUGUGGCAACAUUGAUUGCUACUGUGGUUUUCGCAGCACUCUUCACUGUACCAGGUGACAACAAUCAUGAAACAAAGAAACAUGACACAGGAAAACCUCUUCUUUUGCAUAAUGAUUGGUUUACAGUAUUCUUCAUAUCAGAUACGAUAGCAUUAGUUUUCUCUUCAACUUCGAUAUUAGUUUUCUUGUCAAUUACCACAUCACGUUACAGAGAUGAGGAUUUUCUCAAGACAAUACCUGUAAGGUUGCUGGGUGGACUUGCUGCACUCUUCAUCUCUAUAACAGGCAUGGUAUCAGCCUUUAGUGCAACUUGCUUUUUGGUAUAUUACAGCAAAACACCUUAG
Corylus avellana is the source of this 1578-nucleotide messenger RNA. NCBI's taxonomy places the organism in Eukaryota, Viridiplantae, Streptophyta, Magnoliopsida, Fagales, Betulaceae. The record is from RefSeq and is a predicted model, not a curated record.